AUGUUGUUCACACGGCAUUUAUUUCGCUUGGCGAAACUGUCAUCGGUCACGUACUGGAGAGCCUUCUCCUUGAAGAUGCCAAUCAGUGCUGAUAUCGCUGGUGGAACGAAGGAGCUGAGCGAUGGAAAUCGAAUCCCUAUGAUUGGACUGGGUAUCUCUCGGAUAGUUGGCCAGGAAAGUAUAGAUACGUCUGUACAUGCCGCGCUUCAAGCGGGAUACCGCUUAUUCGACACAGCUGAGUUAUAUGCAAACGAAGCGGAGCUUGGAAAUGCUUUGGAGAAAAGUUUGCCAAAAGUUGGUAUCAAACGUGAAGAUAUAUUUAUUACUACGAAAGUGCAAACCAAAGAUGGAGAUGCAACGAAUUGGGCAGAAGAAAGUAUUCAAGGGUCCUUGAAAAGGCUAAAAACAAACUAUUUGGAUAUGGUUCUAGUACACUUCCCAAGGGACAGAUAUACCGGGAAAGAUGAAUUAUAUGAGCUGAACAAAAAGGGAAGGAAAGAAGUAUGGCAGAAACUCGAGGAAUUCAAAGAUCGCGGCAUCAUCAAAUCAAUAGGAGUAUCAAAUUAUGAAGUUUAUCAUUUGAUAGAACUCUUCGAAUAUGCAAAGCAUCGCCCUGUAAUGGAUCAAUUUGAGUUUCAUCCUUAUUUUACAAGACCGACUCUGAGAAGUUUUUGCGAAAGAAAUGGAAUUUUUGUGCAGGCAUUCUCUUCUCUUAUGUGGGGAAAUAAAGAGAUACAGCAGGAAGAAAUUGUCAAGCAACUGUGCAAAAAAUAUGGAGUCAGCCCGCAGCUUAUUCUCUACGCAUUUGCUGUAAAUUCUGGAGUAGGAAUCAUUCCCAAGUCAGCGACUCCAUCAAGAAUACCAGAUAAUCUGCAUAAAGUAGCAGCAAUCUCCUUCUCGGAGAGUGAACUAAAAGCCAUGCAUGAUCUCGAUCGAAACACUGCAUUUUGCCCAAGAUGCUUCCCAUGGAGAUGCCUCUAAUUCGCCUCAGGUGGCUAACCAGAGAAUCGGCGAGGAUCGACACUAAACUCAGUGAUCUGAUUGGAUUGUUCAAACUAUCUGUGAUACAAAUGAUCUAGGAUAAAAUGUAACGGACAUCUCGGUGUGAUCUUCGUUAAC
This is a messenger RNA of Cylicocyclus nassatus, 1119 nucleotides long. The record is from the annotation of a GenBank genome assembly. Lineage: Eukaryota; Metazoa; Nematoda; Chromadorea; Rhabditida; Strongylidae.